GUGUAGCUUAGAGGAGUAUCUAUUCUGUUAGAUAAAUGGCAAGCAAAAAGCGAGAAGUCCAGUUACAGACAGUCAUCAAUAAUCAAAGCCAGUGGGAUGAAAUGCUGCAGAACAAAGGCUUAACAGUGAUUGAUGUUUACCAAGCUUGGUGUGGACCUUGCAAAGCAAUGCAAAGUUUGUUCAGAAAAUUGAAAAACGAACUGGACGAAGAAGAAAUUCUGCAUUUUGUUGUUGCAGAAGCUGACAGCAUUGUGACUUUGCAGUCAUUUAGAGAUAAAUGCGAACCUCUUUUUCUCUUUAGUCUUAAUGGCAAAAUUAUUGCAAUGAUUCAAGGUGCAAAUGCACCACUUGUUAAUAAAACAGUUAUUGAAUUGAUCAAUGAGGAGAAGAAAAUUGCAGCAGGUGAAAUGGUUCGUCCUCAGUAUAAUGAAAUUGUGUUAAUAGACUCAGAAGAUGCCGGGGCAGCACAUUAUGAAAGAGUUUCAAAAGUAUAUAACAUUGCUAUUAUCAAACCCGAUGCAAUGAUUAAUAGAAAAAGUAGAGAAAUUAAAGAAAAAAUUGCCAGUGCGGGAUUUGUCAUUGAUGCAGAGGAUAAGACAGUGCUCACUGAAGAACAAAUUAUCACCUUACAUAGUCAAAUAGUGGACCAGCCUGACUUUGAAGAGUUCAUCUCGUUGAUGACAAGUGGCUUAAGCUAUGUUCUAGUUGUAUCUCAAGGAACAGAACAACAGUCUAUCUAUGAAGACAUUGAACCUCAGUCUGAGACUGAAGCCAAAGAACUAUCUGAGGACCAACCUGAGGUUAAGAUCGCAACUGGAGCAAUGAAGAAGAAGCGAUAUAGUUUACAAGAAUAUCUGGAAAGACAACAUAUAUCUCAGUUUUGCUAUGUUGAAGAGAACGCAACGAAUGUUACUCGGUUAAUUGAUGUCUUUUUUCCUGAUUUUACCAAGAUGAAAAGUAUGAAAUUAGAAAAAACACUGGCAUUACUUCGACCACAUCUCUUUCAAGAAAGGAAAGAGGAUGUUUUGAAGAUUAUUGAAAAUGAAGGCUUUAAAAUACUGGAGCAAAGGCAAAUAGUAUUAUCAAAAGAGGAAGCAUGUACACUGUGCAAGGAAUAUGAAAAUGAAGACUAUUUUGAGAAACUUAUAGAAAACAUGACCAGUGGUCCAUCUCUAGUCCUUGUUUUACUGAGAGACAAUGGCUUGCAAUACUGGAAAGAUUUGCUGGGACCAAGAAUUGUUGAAGAAGCCAAAACAUAUUUGCCAGAAAGUUUAUGUGCACAGUUUGCGAUGGAAAGUUUGCCUGUCAGCCAGUUGUAUGGAAGUGAUUCAUUAGAAACUGCUGAAGAGGAAAUACGGUAUUUCUUUCCUCUUCAAAGCACUUUAGCCUUGAUUAAACCUCAUGCGACACGUAAAGAUAAAGAGGAGAUCCUCAAGCUUAUUAAGGAGGCUGGAUUUGAUGUGACACAAGCAAAGACAGUGACUCUAACUCAUGAACUGGCAGACAAAAUUUAUCCAAAAAUAACAGGAAAAGACUUUUAUAAUGAUGUAUUAGAAAUGUUAUCUGAAGGUCCAUCUAUGGUCAUGAUUCUGACCAAAUGGAAUGCUAUUACAGAAUGGAGACGAUUGAUGGGCCCAACAGACCCAGAAGAAGCAAAACUACUGUCCCCAAACUCCAUCCGAGCCCAAUUUGGAAUAAGUGCGUUGAAAAAUGUUGUCCAUGGAUCAUCGAGUGUCUUUGAAGCAGCAGAGAACAUUAAUGCACUUUUUGCAGAGAGUACUGAAGAAAACUAA
This is a messenger RNA of Carlito syrichta (Philippine tarsier), 1793 nucleotides long. RefSeq names its product NME/NM23 family member 8 (gene NME8). The record is from RefSeq and is a predicted model, not a curated record. Lineage: Eukaryota; Metazoa; Chordata; Mammalia; Primates; Tarsiidae. The coding region runs from base 36 to 1793 and encodes 585 amino acids. The transcript has 16 exons.